Molecule: messenger RNA, 832 nt
Organism: Zingiber officinale
Lineage: Eukaryota; Viridiplantae; Streptophyta; Magnoliopsida; Zingiberales; Zingiberaceae
Exons: 3
Coding region: 99-572 (157 amino acids)
Source: RefSeq, a predicted model, not a curated record
UUUUAUAUUUUACAUAAGAAGACGCCGGCUGAAGCAUCCGAAGAGCCCAGCGAAGAAAAACCAAGCAGCAGAAGCAAGAGAAGAUCCCGAUCGACGUGAUGGUGGAGAAGGAAAGCACUCGUGUGACCUCCGCAAAGCCGUCUUCUUCGCCGCCGCUGCCGCCGACAAGAAAUCCGACCAAGGUGAAAAGCUUCACCAGGGAGGAGAUCGAUCGGUACUGGCGAAUGCAAAGAAUGAUCGAGGAGGACCACCUCCUCUUCGCCCAGAAGGCAGCCGCCAGGAUCAGGGCCAAGUCUCUCAAGGAGGAAGAUCACCGACGAUUUGAGGAAUUCCUUAAGGAGAUUUUGGAGAAGAAUGGAGACGAGGCGAAGGCUGCCAUCGGCUGCGGCGGAAGAAACAAGGAACCGCGGAUUGGGAUCAAGGAUUGGUGGACCAAGAGCAAGUAUGCUUAUCUGAAUCAACCAGCUAUCAAAUCCAUGGGAGAGCGCCCCACAUACAUCCCACAGCUGACCUGCUUUUACUCCACUCCUGCAGUGGAAAGCCUCUGUGCCACAUCCUUUGGAGUUCAUUAGACAAAACCAGAUAUUUGCAAAUGAAGCUACAAAAGUAAUUGAAGGAAGGGGUAAAAAGAACAAAAAAUAAAAAAAGUGUGGAUUUCUUGUACAUACUUAUUAAUGUGGUGAUGUUUUUGUACAGAAGACUUCUAAAAAUAUUGUGUGCCAAAUGUUAAAGACCUAAUAAAUACUACUGUGUUUGGGUCAAGCCUAUAUAUCUAGGUACUGACUACUUGUACAUAGAUGCUAUUUUAAAUGGAAAAUACUUUCUGUAUCAA